Nerophis ophidion (straightnose pipefish) is the source of this 7130-nucleotide messenger RNA. RefSeq names its product proline-rich transmembrane protein 1 (gene prrt1). The record is from RefSeq and is a predicted model, not a curated record. The transcript is spliced from 4 exons. The coding region runs from base 202 to 909 and encodes 235 amino acids. Lineage: Eukaryota; Metazoa; Chordata; Actinopteri; Syngnathiformes; Syngnathidae. Gene Ontology annotation, cellular component: membrane.
GACAAGCAUCGCUGGGUGUCGGAUUGAUUUAAUAUUCCGCGACGUGCCAGUGAGAAAUCUCGUUAGACGCACGCAGAGACAGAUCGCUCGCUAAAGAUGAGGACAUCUUGAGGAUGGCCUGCACGCAUUCGGACUAAAAGUGCACCAUUGCGCAUCACUGGGAGCUUUUUUUUUUUUUUUGGGGACAAGCCACUAAGGGACAUGUCGGAGAAACACGGUCUCGAAGACUCCAGCCGGCAGACAAUGCAGCCCCCUCCAUACCCCCAAGACCCUAACGUACCUCAACACGCCAACAUGGUGCCCAGCGCUCAGUCCGGCUAUCCCCCACUGCCGCCACCCACGGGCGCAGAGGGAUACCUCCAAGAGACUCAGUUCCACUGUAACACAAUGGGACCCCCCGGGGCUCCACAGGGCUACACGGUCCAGACUCAGGGCCCCGGAGGAACCAUACCACAUCCCCCGGUGGGGUACCUCCACCCUGGAUACCCUCUGCAGCUGCAGCCGUGCACAGCUUACGUUCCUGUGUACCCCAUGGCGUCGGGACAACCCUACAUGGCAGCCACAGGGGGCCACCCGGCGAUCCCACCGGGUCAGAUUCAUCCCAUGCAAAUGCCGCCCAACAUCACCUUAAUGGACCGCAGACCUCCACAUGACUACCUGCCCAUCGCUGUGCUCACUACUGUGUGCUGCUUCUGGCCCACUGGCAUCAUUGCCAUCAUCAAAGCAGUGCAGGUGCGUACGGCGAUCGCCAGAGGGGACAUGGUGACGGCGGAGAUCGCUUCCCGCGAGGCCCGCAACUUCUCCUUCAUCAGCCUGGCCGUGGGCAUCGCCUCCAUUGUGCUCUGCACCAUCCUCACCGUGGUCGUCAUCAUCGCCUCGCAGCAUCACGACGACGACUGGGAGCCGUAACCGCCCGCCGCAUCAGAAUCCAUCACAGCGAGUUAAUUACAUCUAAAGGGUAGCGGCGAUACUGCUCGCAGCUACACACCCAUGUGACCCACAUACACACUGGAUGCCAAAUACUGAUGAGUGUUGCUGUGAUCCAACUAAUAUUUACAUACUUUUCACAGGUGAAGUGACAGUAUCGACCAAAAUCAUCAAGUCCCGGUCAACCCUCUUCUUCCUAUUCCUUAAGACUGCCCGCUUAAGUUGAUGUCUGCUUUUGUCGACACUAAAUAUGAGAUCCGAAUUUUUUAUGAAAAAUGCUGAUUUGUUCAGAUGUGAUGCAAUAGUGUUAACUUCAUCAUUAUUGCUAAGCGGAGUAAAACAACAAGGUUAAAAUGGGCAGAUUGGGACUUCCUGUUCAGUGCAAAGUAAGAUUCAAACUAAAACUGAAGAGUGUAACGGAUUUUUACACUCAAAUACAGUGGAGCCCGCUUAUGUUGACAACCCGUCUAAUGUCGACAACACAACUGAUGUGACAACCCGAAUGUCAGCAACACAUCUCAUGCCGCAACCCGUUUAGUUUGAUGGCCAACAUAUUGUCUAACGUGACAACUCGUCUAAUGGUGGCAACCGGUUUGUCGACCACCCGUCUAAUGUGACUACUCGACUAAUGACACAACCCAACUAAUGUGAAAAUCUGUUCGAUUUCACCACUCAUCAAAAGUGACAACUUGUCUAAUGCCAACCAUUUGUCUAAAGUGACAACUCAUCCAAUGUGACAACAUGUCUAAUGUGACAACCCAUCUAAUGUCACUACCCAUUUAAUGACACAACCCAUCUAAUCUGACAACAUGUCUAAUGUCACAACCCGUCUAAUGUCUCUUGUCUAAUGUCACAACCAAUUUAAUGUGACAACAUGUCUAAUGUCACAACCCGUCUAAUGUCUCAUGUCUAAUGUCACAACCGAUUUAAUGUGACAACAUGUCUAAUGUCACAACCCGUCUAAUGUCUCAUGUCUAAUGUCACAACCCGUCUAAUGUCUCAUGUCUAAUGUCACAACCGAUUUAAUGUGACAACAUAUCUAAUGUCACAACCCGUCCAGUGUCACAACCCAUCUAAUGUGACGGGAUGUCUAAUGUGACAUGUCUAAUGUCACAACCCGUCUAUUGUCACAACCCAUCUAAUGUGACAGCAUGUCUAAUGUGACAUGUCUAAUGUCACAACCCGUCUAUUGUCACAACCCAUCUAAUGUGACAUGUCUGUCACAACCCAUCUAAUGUGACAACAUGUCUAAUGUCACAACCCAUCUAAUGUCACAACAUGUCUGUCACAACGCGUCUAAUGUGACAACCUGUCUAAUGUGACAACAUGUCUAAUGUCCCAACCCAUCUAAUGUCACAACCCGUCUGUGACAACCCAUCUAAUGUCACUACCCAUCUAAUGCGACAAACUGACUAAUGUCACAACCCAUCUAGGAUGACAACCCGACUAAUGUCACAACCCGACUAGUCUAAUGUUGACAACCUGCCUAAUGUGACAACCGGUUUAAAGCGACAACCCUUCUAAUGUUGACGACCUCCCUAAUGUCACAACCCGACUAAUCUAACAAUCCAACUAAUGUGACAAACCAUCUAAGAUAUCACCCCUUUUAAUGUUGACAACCGGUCUAAGGUGACAACCCGUCUAAAGACAACAGCUCAUCUAAUGUGACAACCCGUCUAAUUUCACCACUCGCCUAAAGUGACAACCCGUCCAAUGUUUCCAACCCGUUUAUGUUGACUAAAUCAUUAAGUACCAAAGUCAACAAUUCAUCGAAUGUGACAACCUGUCUAAUGUCACAUCCCAUCUACCAUGACAACCCAACUAAUCUAACAACCCGACUAAUCUAACAACCAAACUAAUGUGACAAACCGUCUAAGAUGUCCCCUCUUUUAAUGUUGACAACCUGUCUAUCGUGACAACCGGUUUAAGGCGACAGCCUGUCUAAUGUUGACAACCUGCCUUAUGUCACAACCCUACUAAUCUAACAACCCAACUAAUGUGAAAAACCGUCUAAGGUGUUCCCCCUUUUAAGGUUGACAACCGGUCUAAGGUGACAACCCGUCUAAAGACAACAGCUCAUCUGACGUCACAACCCGUCUAAUGUUGACAACCGGUCUAAGGCGACAACCCGUCUAAUGUUGACAACCGAUCUAAGGUGACAACCCGUCUAAUGUUGACAACCGGUCUAAGGUGACAACUUGUCUAAUAUGGACAUCCGGUCUAAGGUGACAACCCGUCUAAUGUUGACAACCGGUCUAGGGCGACAACCCGUCUAAUGUUGACAACCGGUGUAAGGCGACAACCCGUCUAAUGUUGACAACCGGUCUAAGGCGACAACCCGUCUAAUGUUGACAACCGGUGUAAGGCGACAACCCGUCUAAUGUUGACAACCGGUGUAAGGCGACAACCCGUCUAAUGUUGACAACCGGUCUAAGGCGACAACCCGUCUAAUGUUUACAAUCGGUCCAAGGCGACAACCCGUCUAAUGUUGACAACCGAUCUAAGGUGACAACCCGUCUAAUGUUGACAACCGGUCUAAGGUGACAACUUGUCUAAUGUUGACAUCCGGUCUAAGGCGACAACCCGUCUAAUGUUGACAACCGGUCUAAGGUGAUAACCCGUCAAAUGUUGACAACCGGUCUAGGGCGACAACCCGUCUAAUGUUGACAACCGGUCUAAGGCGACAACCCGUCUAAUGUUGACAACCCGUCUAAGGCGACAACCUGUCUAAUGUUGACAUCCGGUCUAAGGCGACAACCCGUCUAAUGUUGACAACCGGUCUAGGGCGACAACCCGUCUAAUGUUGACAACCGGUCUAAGGCGACAACCCGUCUAAGGCGACAACCCGUCUAAUGUUGACAACCGGUCUAAGGCGACAACCCGUCUAAUGUUGACAACCCGUCUAAGGCGACAACCCGUCUAAUGUUGACAACCGGUCUAAGGUGACAACCCGUCUAAUGUUGACAACACGUCUAAGGCGACAACCCGUCUAAUGUUGACAACCCGUCUAAGGUGACAAUCCGUCUAAUGUUGACAACCUGCCUAAUGUCACAACCCGACUAAUCUAACAAUCCAACUAAUGUGACAAACCGUCUAAGGUGUCCCCUCUUUUAAUGUUAACAACCUGUCUAUCGUGAAAACCGGUCUAAAGCGACAACCCGUCUAAUGUUGACCACCGGUCUAAGGGGACAACCCGCCUUAUGUUGACAACCGGUCUAAGGCGACAAACCGUCUAAUGUUGACAACCCGUCUAAGGCGACAACCCGUCCAAUGUUGACAACCCGUCUAAGGUGACAACCCGUCUAAUGUUGACAACCGGUCUAAGGCGACAACCCGUCUAAUGUUGACAACCGGUCUAAGGUGACAACCCGUCUAAUGUUGACAACCAGUCUAGCGCGACAACCCUUCUAAUGUUGACAACUGGUCUAAGGUGACAACCCGUCUAAUGUUGACAACCGGUCUAAGGCGACAACCCGUCUAAUGUUGACAACCCGUCUAAGGCGACAACCCGUCUAAUGUUGACAACUGGUCUAAGGCGACAACCCGUCUAAUGUUGACAACCGGUCUAAGGUGACAACCCGUCUCAUGUUGACAACUAGUCUAGGGCCACAACCCGUCUAAUGUUGACAACCGGUCUAAGGUGACAACCAGUCUAAUGUUGACAACCGGUCUAAGGUGACAACCUGUCUCAUGUUGACAACCAGUCUAGGGCCACAACCCGUCUAAUGUUGACAACCGGUCUAAGGUGACAACCAGUCUAAUGUUGACAACCCGUCUAAGGUGACAACCCGUCUCAUGUUGACAACCAGUCUAGGGCCACAACCCGUCUAAUGUUGACAACCGGUCUAAGGUGACAACCAGUCUAAUGUUGACAACCUGUCUAAGGUGACAACCCGUCUCAUGCUGACAACCAGUCCAGGGCCACAACCCGUCUAAUGUUGACAACCGGUCUAAGGUGACAACCAGUCUAAUGAUGACAACCGGUCUAAGGUGACAACCAGUCUAAUGUUGACAACCGGUCUAAAGUGACAACCAGUCUAAUGAUGACAACCGGUCUAAGGUGACAACCCGUCUGUUGACAACCGGUCUAAGGUGACAACCUGUUUAAUGUUGACAACCAGUCUAAGGUGACAACCUGUUUAAUGGUGACAACCAGUCUAAGGCGACAACCCGUCUAAUGUUGACAACCCGUCUAAAGUCACCAGCUCAUCUAAUGUGACAACCCGUCUAUGUGGACUACUUCAAGUCUCAGGGCUUUUAAUGCCCGUUUAUGUCAACAUGUGUUGUAGUGGUUUUAGUUUCUGGUCAAAAUCAGAAGUAAAUGUGCAAGCAAUGACUCAUUUGGUUUUGGGCUCACCAGUUUAGGGAGCGUCGACAUAAACAGGUUCCACUGUAAUAACUAGCUUUGUCCCAUUCUUGCUCUUAAAUUUUCCAUGGCGAUCGAUGUCGACGACCGCUUAUGUCGACGCGAGCGUGGCUCACCGUGUGCUAACACUCCAGCAAGUAUGUACAAUAUUCAUUUACAGUAGGAGGGGUGCAAAAACUGUGCCAUGUUGAAACCGUGUGCUGCUAUCGUCUUACUGCAAGUGUUAAGAGAUCCGUUUAAAAGACCAAAUGUUAAAGCAUUUUUAAAUAAUGUAGAAUUGUUCAUUUUUCAAAAAAUGUGUUGCUUAUUGCUUCAUUUCCUAGCUGCCAUGCAGUGAUGUCACACUUUAUCGUGAGAGGUUGCAGCUUAAUACAUGCACAGUGACGUACAUGCAUGACAAUUAAUGCAUUUGUGGUGAAGCGGUUGUAAAAGUAGGUGAUUUAUUCAACACAAUGUACAGUAGAUGCUGUCUCAAUGGAAGCAUUGAUAGAUUUAAUAUUUCUUUUUGUACGCGUUAUAGCUUACGUUGCGCUGCCCGGACUCAAAGAGGCAGCACAAGCUUGCAUGUCGUUUCUCUUUCUUUGCAAUAUUGAUACACUAUUAAUUUGUACUCCUGUGGAAUUAGUCAGGAUUUGAAUACAGUACACAAUUACAGUAUUGGAAAGCUUCAAAAUGAAUGUUUUGCCUGGCCUGAGUUUUUUUUAAAAUGUAAAUUCCCUUUUCUCUGUGGUUCUCAUGUCCUAUCUAAUCCUUGGUCUUGGUUUUAAACAUAUCUUGCUUCUCCUUUAUUGGGCGAUGUUUUCCCCAAAUCCUACUGUAAUUCAUAUUUUUAUGGAAAGAAAAGUGUUCAAUUAUUAUAUAUUUUUUUCUUUUCAUGUGCCAAAUUUGCUUUAUCGCUCAGAAAUCACAUAUUUUGUAUGUGUUUUUUUAAAUGUACAGUAUAUAUGUAAAAAAAACACACAAAAAAACUCACUACCAAAAGUAUGGAUUAUAGUUUAUGCUUUCACCCUUAAAUCAAUGCUCAAAACAAUAAAAUUACAAUACAUUUUGUUAAAAUCUAAAAUAAACUGACAGUUAUGUAACAAUGUAUAUCAUACAGUAUUUAUUACAGGAAUUGCACUUAUUUCUUGUCGUAAAGUACAAUACAUACAGUCACAUGGGCAAACGCCUAUAAAAAACUAUCGAUUAUAGAAAUGAUAUAAAUGAUAUAAUAUAAAUGUUUUUUAAAUUAAUUUAUUUUUAUUUUUAUGUAUUUAUUAUAAAAAAUUAAGUAUUUUUUGUAUAAUGUAUAAUGAUAACAAUGUCAUUGUGAGCAAGUUAUAUUGCAGCACGCCCUUAUUUUAAUACAUGGUCAAUUUAACAUCAGCUUGUUAAGUACAGCAGGGAAGGGAUUUGUAUGACCCAAUUUCUAAAUGAGAGGAAAGAGGCUGCAAUGCAGUCUGCUGAAAAUUAUGGAAAGUGCCACUCUACAUGGCAACCGACGCUGUGGUCAAAGUUGGAAUUUCCACACAACACGUUUUGGGGUACUCAACACGCUACCUCCGUAGUGCACACGUCAAUUCGUCACGUUUCAUGUGUCAGGUAAUCUGCGAUGAAUGGGACCAUACAAAUCCCCUUCCUUCUGUACAUAAAUACCGUAUGCAAAGUGGGUGCUUCUAAUUAGUUAGUCCUUGCAUAUGUAGUUCAAUAAGCUGCAGUUCCUUUUUAGUGCAUUUUAUUGCCAGCUGCUGUUCUGUGUUUGAUUUAAAGGAGCCGGUGUGAUAGCAGGCUGACAAGUUUUUCAUUCUGACGGUUUAUGUGAAUAAUAAGACAAAGAAUAAAAAGGGUCUGUCAGUGA